Messenger RNA from Apodemus sylvaticus (European woodmouse), 486 nucleotides. RefSeq names its product interleukin 31 (gene Il31). Gene Ontology annotation, molecular function: cytokine activity; cytokine receptor binding. The record is from RefSeq and is a predicted model, not a curated record. Bases 1 to 486 code for a protein of 161 amino acids. Lineage: Eukaryota; Metazoa; Chordata; Mammalia; Rodentia; Muridae. The transcript is spliced from 3 exons.
AUGAUCUUCCACACAGGACCAACGAAGCCUGCCCUGGUGCUGCUUUGCUGCUUAGGAACCUGGCUGGUCAUCUGCAGCUUGUCCUUUGGUGCCCCAACACCAGAGAAUGUAAAACUUAUACUGGAACUCUUGAAAUUCGAGUCUAAGGAACUUUACGAAAACUAUAGCAAAUCCCAGGCAUCUGGGAUGUCAGCGGAUGCAUCGCUACAGCUACCUUGUUUCAGCCUGGGCCGAGAAGCAGUGACCAACAUCUCGGUCAUCAAAGCUCAUCUGGAGAAAGCCCGAGUUUUGAGUGAGAACACGAUAGAUACUACCAGGGUCACAAGAUGGCUAGACAGCAUCAGCUGUUCCAACCCAUUGAAUUUAAACAUUUCUAGGCCUGAAGAUACUGCCAAAUCCUAUGCUCGUAGAGUGUUCGUGCUUACUGUUUUAAAGCAGUUCUCAGCCUGCAUGGCAGAACUGCAGGCAAAGGACAGUAUCUGCUGA